Molecule: messenger RNA, 1182 nt
Organism: Closterium sp. Naga37s-1
Lineage: Eukaryota; Viridiplantae; Streptophyta; Zygnematophyceae; Desmidiales; Closteriaceae
Source: the annotation of a GenBank genome assembly
AUGACACGCUCCUCGCGACCUCUCCUUUCCCCGCUCCACACAUUCUCGCCGCUCCGCCACUCCUCACCCCGCCUCGCAACCCUCCUCCUCCUCGUCGUCGUUUCGCUCCACUCGUCUCUCCUCCGCGCGCCGCUCUCCGCGCUCGCGCUCUCGCAAGACGCCAUCGGCAGCAUCAUCGCGGACAGCAUCUCCUUCGACGGAAUCGGGCCGGGGGAGGACUUCGGCGACUACGAGGAGCGCUACGGCGUGAGCGACGAGGACGAUUAUACCGCGGAUGCGGAGGGAGACGGCGCGGGGAUGGGCAUGGAGGGGGUGUCGAUGGAGUGGGACGAGGAGCAGCCAGAGGCAGCGAUUCAUGGCGUGCUUGACGUCGGCGAUGUGACUCUUCCCAAGCUCGCUGACGGCCGCCAGAAGCUGCUGCUGCUCUUCUACGCGCCGUGGGACAGAUUCAGCAAGGUGCGGUGUGGUGCGAGGGGCAGAAGGGUGGUGCAAUUGGGCAGGGGGGGUGGGGGUGGGAACCGUUUGGAGCCAUUGUUGAACGUGCCACGCUCCUUCCUCCCUUCCGUCUCACCCUCUGAUCACCCUCUAACUGUGUGGCUCUGGCUGUGCCAUGUGGUCCGUGUGUGUGGUGCGCAUCAGGAGAUGGUGGUCAUAUACAAGGACGUCGCCACGUCGCUCGCAACCCACACCGAUGUGUUGCUCGCCAAGGUGGAUGGCGAUAGGUACUGGAAGCUCUCAUCCCGAUACGACGCCGCCUCGUAUCCUCACCUGGUCUACUUCGACCAAGAAAACAAGAUGGGGAUCAGCUAUGAGGGUGAGAGGACAGCGGAUGCGAUAGUGAGCUACGUGCUUCACGGCGAACGGCGUGGUCCUCGGUUGGCCGCCCUGCAAGCAGUAGUGCAGGCGUUUCGAGCGGGCAGCAGUGGGGAGCAGCGGGAGGCAGCCAUUGCAAAGGCUGAAGCACUCGUGGCUGGGAUGAGCGCGGCUGACAAAGAUGUGGGUCUGCUGUAUAUCAAGGCCAUGAAGGCUGCCGUGGCAUUUGGGGAAGACUUUCUGCAAAAGGAGGCUCGUCGGCUAGAGAGCUCUUUAGAAGGAGGUGGUUUGCCACCGUCCACCUACACCAAGUUCCGCCAGCAGAUUGACAUCGCCAAGGAGUUGGACCCAACAGCUGCACAUGAGUAG